Spirometra erinaceieuropaei is the source of this 22978-nucleotide messenger RNA. The record is from the annotation of a GenBank genome assembly. Lineage: Eukaryota; Metazoa; Platyhelminthes; Cestoda; Diphyllobothriidea; Diphyllobothriidae.
AUGGGCCUCCAGUCCAUACGAGCUCGUCAACACAAACUUCUGAGGACAAUAAAGUAGUUUGAUUGCCGACUAAGGAGACUCGACGUGUUUUCAGCACACCCAACCUCCUCCAGAAACAAGGCCCAUGGAAUACAAAGGCCACUUUAUCUGCUCUGCAUGUUCCGAUAUUAUUUCAAAAUAGCUGUCGUCUGGGCAUGUAAGUUGGUCUAAUAAUCUCUUUUGUAGACUUGAUGGCUCUUCUAGGAGGUCAUUGUAAUCUCAGACGGAAAAAUAUCCUCUAACUUAUAUAUAAUUGACAAUCUUCAAUUUCUUACCUCUAACUACCUGAGAAUACUAACUUAAAAAGGUGCUACUAUACAGGGGUGAAGAUACGAGUGUCAGAUGACAGUUCGAUCUGAAAACUGGGGUACAAGCCAAGAACCACACAGCGGAUGCGGCGGAGCAUGCGACUGAACCUAACAUAUUUUUGGUUAGCAGCCACCCUGACAUAUUCAAGGUCGUCAGAUUUACGAUAUUUAAAAUGUGCUGAUUUGCCAUGAACAUGGGUUCACCACUAUCGACAUCGUUCUCUACUCGCUGUCUUGGUGGCUGGUUCGAGUCAAGCCAAUUAGGAAGGCGAAUGGGCGCAGUGGCUGUCAGGGUUGAACAGCCCGUCUCUGUGUGGCAUACAAAAUCUGGUACCGACUACACAUAUAGUCGAGUACAUCAGAGAACACGCUUAUCAUGUGCAUGCGAUGUGCGCAUUCUCACAUGCAAUGCUUUAUCCACCAUGCCGAUUUUGGCAAAUCUCAUCGUAUGCUCUUGCGUGAAUGUUUUGUGAUAUCCUGCUGGUAGUUGUCGGGUAUGCGCGUGUGACGGACUACGACCAUGGAUAGCCUAAGUCUUCUUGUGUAACGAGGGAGGAAAAAACUAGGUUGACAUUGGGAAAUCUGUGCUCAGGACAAAUCAGCGCAUUUUAAAUAUCGUAAAUCUGACGUCCUUGCAUCUAUCACGUCAUGCAAAAAGUCAUGGGUUUGGAGGUUGCCAAUCGGCAUGAUAAAUCGGUCCUACUCAGAACUGAGGGUCAAGAUGCUAAGACCUCUCCUUACUGUGGCUUUCAUGGCAUUCUCAUCUAUGCCGAAUUAGUCUAGGUUGCAUCCUGCGUUGGAUUUCGUUCUCUCCGUAGUAAUUUAUACUUUGUGUGGGAAAGAAGGGUGGGGGUGAAAUCAGCGACUACUGCGAGUGGAGGCUCACAGACCGAACACCCUCAUCUGUUUAGCCCUCCGGUCUAGGACGGUUACCGGGAUGUGGUCUGAGCGAUAAGCACGGUUUCGCACAGCCACCAAUCAGAUCUGGAUGUCAGCGUGGUUCAAAGUGGAGGUAUCUGCCAGGUUCGUGGGUGUCUUCGGUGGGGGCCGUCAAUGUGCUGCUUACAAGUGUUUGCUACUUCUGUGGCCGUACCUGCUCUUGUAGCGGGCGGCCUUCAUGACCGGUCUGGUGUCCUUGUUCAAGAUCUCGCUGCCUAAAGGUCAUUCAUCCUUUUGCAGUGAGCCGUCCCAGACGCGCUGUCUGCUCGGGCAUACCUGCGUCCGCACAGCCGCAUCUGCCCAUGCGGCCACUUAAACGCGCCACCCCCUGUAACCACAACCUAAGCCACUGGGACACCACUCCUCGGAAAAUGCAACACACACUGACUGGGCACCACUUGAGCGUGGCCCACGAGCCUACAAAGCGGCGGUCACCACUGUCCUAGAGACUCUCAGGCAUGACUGGACGCAGUCAACACCAGCCUUGUCUUCGCCAGGGCCACUGCUGCCUGAGAGGACACCUCCGGGUUCUGUGCGCAAUAAGCCCCUCAUUCUGGUGCCUGAUUCUUUCUAAGAGGCCAAGUGAGAGGGAGAACUCCUCCCAAGUACCGUUUAAAUGUGGACGGUUUGAAUGCUUAGUGUUCCUGGUCGUAGGAAGUUUUAAUCUGCUGUCAAUGCGAAUGUUCGGAAGUCAGGAAAUAUUCCCCUUUUAUGCCACCAUUCAAGCUACCGUCUCUAGUCUGCUGGACUCAAGCACUUUUGAUAUUAUCUCAAAAUUUCUCGAGUAACCUGAAGAGAUUGGUUUUGUUUUCAAUCAUAACAUUUUAUCGUUCAAUCUGGUAAAGCCGCGUCCAGGGCAACGGAGCUGAGCUUGUAAGCAGUGGCCUUCCAAGCAUACUGUUCCCUGAACGUGCACCACAUCUGCUGGUUUCUCGGUCAAUGUGCCAACUACAGGCUGGCGCGGCCAUCGAAAAAAUAGCCAGAAGCAUAGGGAACAGGCAGUCUAAUCACAACGAUUGCGGGCAACGAUUAGACUGCAACCUUAAUGAUCUAAAUCACCAAAUUUAUGGACCAGAUAUGUUUUUCGCCUUGCGUAGUGAGUCUUUGCAAGGCAAAAUUAAUCAUUACCAUCAUUAUUUAUUGCAGCCAAAAACCUUUUAUUUUUUACAAGGUGUAAGAGUCGAUCAGAGCAGAUAAUAAUUGGAGUCCAAAAGAAGCAAUCGUGGACUCCAUUGACUAAAACUUCAGUCCCUUGCUGCACUUUUAUGAACAUCUUGACGCUCGUGCAGCCUUUCCCUAGGACAAAUGCUUUGGAGGCCGAAUAUUUUCUUGUGAACGAUGGACUUAACAUCUUCCUAGCCACAUUCAUUAAAAUGUACUAUGUGGCUAAGUGAACUAACUCGUUAAAGGAACGAGGUUUUGAAGAAACUUGGUUUUCUGGCGGUUAUAUAAAGACAGAACGCAUUAUCUUCGUAUUUAGAUUCAGAGCUAUGGGGACAAAAAUGUAAAUUUCCAUUUGCAAGACCUUAACAAGUUCCUGAUGGAAGGCAUUGCCCUGCCGAAUGCCAGGGAACACAUCUGUAGGGCAAAGAGAAAAGUCUUUCUAGACUCAAUCAUAUUGUUUUGCCCUGAUCAGUAUCUAAAACUGGUAGAUAUAUUUUAGGCCUGUGACAUACCCGAGGAACGUGGACUACAAACAGCCUGUUUAGGCGCGCUAAAAAGAUUUGAGAUAGAUGGACCCAGACAACGUCAAGGCCUUUAAUGCUGCUCUUGACCCCCAGACGGCUGAGGUGGUAACAUAUGCGACCGGAGUGUGAACAAACAUUGAACGUACGGCUAUUCAUUGCAGAGAAGCCUCUGCGCACCGACUUCUAACAAUCACAGCCUAGACAUGCUGUCAGGUCAGACAAAGUGUUCUAGUCUGAGACAUUUCUGAAGAUUUCCAGAAUGGUAAUCUACUGCGUCUGUGCACUACUAGAUAGUAAGCCAUCUAGAAAAUGUCACUAGACCUGAACUAGUGGGAAAAAAUACCUUGCAGCGAUGUCAUAUAACCGUUUUUGCUUUCAUUGAUGAGAACGUAUUCUGACUAUAAUUCACUUACCGGAGCACUCGACCUCGCGACCCUUUUAGGCUAGAAGGCUUAGCUUUGACCCGCUCGAAAUUAGUUUGUUGCGUUAGAGUUUCCAUGACGUCGACCAUUUGUUUCAUGGUUAAGGUAUAGUGCUCUCGAUUAGACUUUAUGUUCGUUAAUUUUAGUACGCACCUGGCUGCAGUUGGUCCAAAAGGGAACUUACAUUGUCUUCUAGACCUCAGUAUAGUGUGCAUCAUUCGUGGUCUUGUCUAGGGUCAAUUUCCGACCCGAAAACAUUUCCCAUUUCGUCCUUUUCUUAUCGGCAACCUCUCGGACUGUGGUGUGUCACUCACAGACCGAGUUUCUCUAAUCUUUGCAGCCAGCAACUGAUUGAUUGCCGUGGUGAGGCAUCUUUUCUGUAAUGAACAGUAGACAGUCUUAUCAUGGCCGAGGUGAGUAUAAAUUCCGAAAACCAUAACAUGGAAUCAAAUCUUCUUUCAACUGUCGAAACCCGUUGUUCGGUGAAAUAUUUUAAGGUGGAUAGAAAAUUAGUAAACUUUAUUAAGCGCGAACUGUGAGCAACCAGAUAUGACUUGGCGUUUAGCGUAUGCGCGCGUUUUUCGUACAUUUCGAAUUUAAAAAACGAGAGGUACUACCGUCAAGGGGGACUGCAAAUUCUAUACUCGGUUUUUCUGCCGUCCUCAGAGGACUGGGAAGGUUAAAGACACUGCAGACGGUUUAUCGAUCAAUGUGUGCAGGCUCGGGCGACAGCAACUUGGGGCUGUUCAAGGUCAUACGGUCGUGGCGUCGCCGAGGCAGUUUAAGUGCAGGGGGAUUACGAGCGCCCUGUACUAACUUCAUUGAUUGUUUUUAGUAGGGCAGCGGUCUGUAAAGCGGACGUCCGUAUUCAGUUCUGCAGUGAAACCAGACCAGUGAGAACUGCCUUAGUUGCCACUUUAAUUUUUUCAGCUCGUGGCUGAGUUUAAACUGUCUAACCAGCCUGUACGCUACUUUUGUAAACUUGCUGCUUCUUUGGGCCUGGUCCUACCAAAGUUGUCAUUCCAGUUGUUAGACUCUCACUGCAAGGAUUGUCGACUUUAUGUCGGGAUACUCAAUUUCCACCAGCAGAGGUGGCCCUCGGAGUCCUCCUUCCCUGCCACCAAGGGAUGUUUCCCUUCCGGUAGCACCAGAAAUCUGUUACUGGUUAUGAUCGCACGCACUAUUGCCGAUUGCUUGGGCAGUGCGAUCGUCCACAAGAACUCCUGCGUAAUCGAUAGGGCCAGCCUGACAGAGUGUGCCCAGUCCAGAUCCGUGAACGACGCCGUCACGUCGUAAGCUUACAUCCCAUUCUGCCCCUAUCAAAACUAAGACUUGUCAAGAUUAUGUGCAGGCUCUUUUUCUCUACCUUUCCGUGGACUUUUCAUGAUUUUCUUAGUGUGCAAAGUCCUUAUCCGAAUGGAACCUUCUUCAACGAGGGUCAAAUGGGUUCUGUAGGCCCAGCGUAUACUUUUCGAAAGAGUGAAGGCAUUUCAGCAGCAACAUUGGGUCCUGUAGCAUAUUUACCACAACAUAUAAGCUAAAUAGCCCGGAAAAUGAAAAUUUCAUUAUUUUUUCCUUCUACGUAAGUGAAUGAUAAAGCUACUGACUUCCAAGCCCCUAUUAGAGCAACUUUCUAGGGAGCUAAAAAAUAUUCCGUGUCUGACUUGAGCAGGUGAGAUGAGAAGAGCAAUAAACUGGGCCAAAGUCUGACAACACAGUACAUUCCCUCGGAUACAACAAUAAUCAUCUGCUGAACAACUUCUCAGAAUCUAAUCUACACACCCCACGCCGUGUCCUAGAGGAGCCCGUUCUUAGCUGCGAACCGGUCUGUCUGGUGGUCUCGCUUCCUUAUUGGCCUAUGUUAGCACGCCGACAAAUAUAAUCUACGGAGGAAAGUACAUACGCUGAAGUCCAAUGACUUCGUGGUAGACAGCAUGCGCAGAUGGUCGACCUUGACGUGUUGCUGCUGGCUGCAAAGGAAAUCGUGCAUGAGAGCUUUACCUCUCCCGUUGUCACCGUUGCCUCUGGUCUUAUGGGGGCGUCAGCUGUUGUGGCUGCUUAAGAGACGGUUAUCUAGCGCCCAAUGAAUUAGUCCCUUUCAUCUGUCAACCUCAAAGUUCUUCUCAUCUACGUUUGCGGGUCAUUUCUCGAGAGUACUCUUGUGUGUUUCUCAGGACAGUGCGUAUGUAAAGUGGCCUUGGAAUGGUCAAGAGGCCUAAAAUGCGUCUGGCAUUGGGGAGUUCUACUAGUGAUAUGAUUUUCCUUCGGAUACUGGGUACAGACGUGAGGCCUGCCAAAAGUACUUAGCUUUAUUGAAUUUGCUUUGUCAAGCGUUGGCAUUCCACGGCUGGGAGAGGGUUGCCUGCAAUAUUGAGGGUAGUGCUGGGUCUUCGUGAUUAGCCUUUUUGGUAUGUUUACGGGUUGAGACAGCUUUCUCAGUUUGGACAAAAUAGGCGGCAUCACAGUUGGCACGUGGGAUUUUGAGGACUAACUUUUUCUGUUGUGCUAGUCCACACUUUUCGUAGACCGUACAAGCUGUGUGCGUAAGGUAUUUUUCGGUUGGUGUGCUAUGUGAAUCUGAUGUUUUUCAGCUACCUUUCAACUAGCUUUGAUACUUUUUUCACGUAUGGGAGCGUCUGCCAGAUGACUGUUUUUGGUGCCAGGGCAGCCCUAGAAUUGGAAAUACUAUUCCCCUUGAAUUAUCGGUGCCUCUUGCACUGGCGUAUAAAGUCAUAUGGGUAACCAUUUUGGGAAAGUAGUUUGCAGGGGCAUUUCAUUUCUACUCGAUAACUUUCUUCUUUAGAGGGAUGCUUUUUGGCUGGAUUCAAAGGGCUGAAGACUACUGCGUUAGUGAGAGAAAAUGUAGGACGACUUCUGAAAAUGCCACUUUGUGAUAAACUAAUUAAGUGAUUCAUCGCUUGUCUGACUAACAACGACAUCCAGAAAAGGGAGUUGUCCAUCAACCUCCGUUUCGAAAGUGAACUUGGGACCUGAAAAUAUACAUAUAUAAAUUCGAACAGGUCAACAGUGGGAACAGUCGGGAGAGGGCCCCCAAACAUCUGUUGCCUAGAAAGAAUACCUACUAUAACUAUAGCUAUUAGCUAUAGGCUGAUAGCAAUAGCUAGAGUAGGUUCCACUGAGGCUCCACUGAGUCGAUACCAUUUCAAGGUGUUUACUUCGUCUGACGACGGGUCAGACGGAUGUUUUGCCAAUGCUGCUGCUGCUACCGUUGUCGUUGCUGUAAGUUAUCAAUACUAGGGUGCACGGCUCAUCAGUGGGUCUGAGAGUCUUUUUUGAGUGGUUGUUGGCAAAUAGAUAGCAAGUAUGUACGUGAGAGCAAGACUUCGAGAGAUUGCAGGGAGAAGACUUGGACAUAGUUACUGGAGACGUGUCCGGCUGUUCAGCCAGUAUCUAUGCUGGAGUAUUCAGGCUGCGAUGGCUCCUGCUUACUGUGGCCUUUAUGGCACUCCCACUCAUCUGCAGAUGUAAGUUCAUUUUAGUGAAAUCGGGAUUUAUGGCGCGCUGGCCAGGCGUGUGCGACACGCGCAGACGGAUGUUUUUUUACCUUUUGCAGACAAUGUACUCGAGUCCGCCUCCGGUUUUAUGGACUCUGUCUUGACACCGGGAUCCGGCAGGUGAAAGAGGAUAGAUCGCGGUGGAAGCAGCACAAGUCUACUAUCACUACAAGUAAUUUCACGCGCAAGUCGCUACCCUUGUGGACAUCGUCUCAUACGUCGGUUGACCUGCCAUAUCCUGAGUUUUAUGUUGAGUACAAUGCCCUGAAUGGUUCCAAGCCAAGUGUUUUAACCGAAUGAACGUCUGGCUAGCUUUAGAAAUCUGACUUAUGUUUUCGCCAUCUAUCUUUAUGUUUCAUGAAACUGCACUUCCAAUACAAAUUAAUGUGGCGAGUUUUUCCUACAUUGAUAUGGAGUUCGGUGUAGUUAGUAUGUGGUGCCGGUUGAUGCAGGAUUACCGGCCUCGCCGUCCCGAUGGUCAGUCUGGAGUUGGAGCAGCCUAAAAACUAGAAUUCCAUCUCUAAAAUGCUUCUAAGGGACGGAUGUUAAGCAUUUGUCCGUGGGUUCGUUAAAUUCACAUUGAGACCUGGUCGCUCCUCACGGCGGACAUCCAUCAGCAUUGCGGAGAGCAUGAAAUUGAGAAGGAUAGGAGCGAGUACAGAGACCUGUUUCACCCCACUAGCCACCGCGAAUGCCUUAGAGCCUAAUGCGUUUUCCUUAACGUGAGUUGUCAUUCUGUCGUAAAGUUGUUUCACCAUUUAUUUAAAUUGCUCAGUACAUCCGGAUUUCAGCAUGAGUCUCCAGGUUCCCGCGAUUCACUGUGCCAAGCUUAUUCGUCAUAUCGGCGAAGUUGAUCUAGAAGCUAGUGCCUAUUUCCUGACAUUUUUCUUGCAGGAAAGGGAAGUGCUCACCGGAUCAUGGGAAUUGUUUGACUGACGUUUCAAAGAGCUUGGGCGGCUCUCCAUUAUCAAAGCGUCUAGUGCAAAAAUCGAUCAGAAUUUUGAAUAGACAGCCGAACUAAUUGCCCUUGGGUUGGUCGAUUUUUUUCCUUCUUUAGCUGCCUUGGCCUACUGGCCGUCGUUUGUGAGUGUUGGUGGCCUCCUGUUUUGUGUGUCUUCAGCUCAAUCGGGGUUAGUUGGGUUUGUGUCCCCCUUUUGGGUAAAUUGGCCGACAGGCCGUGUUUGCUCCGUAUUCUUAGGCUUUGAUAAUGGAGAGCCGCCCAAGCUCUUCGAAAAGUCAACCAAACAAUUCCCAUGAUCCGGUGAGCAAUUCCCUUUUCUCAGGUUAUCGACCCGGAUCUCUUACUUUUGCUAACCUGAAUUCUUCUUGCAAUUUGCGGGUCACAAAAAUCAUGUCCGUGGUUUUGCGACAUUUUUAAUAUCCGCUCUGCGUUUGUUGCAGAAGUCCCUGCUCCAGAUGAAUGACCAGGCGGUUGAGUGGGACAGGAGCGAACAUUUUGUCUGCGAAGUUGAAAACAUUGAUGUCCCUGUGAUUAUCACAGGUUUGUCGAUUCCCCAUGCUUUUAUGAAUGUGGAAAAUGGUGGCAUCCUUAACGUUUUAAGAGAUCCACCAUUGUACCCAUUUCUCCUUGAAUAGAUAAGUCAGCUUAUCCAAUGAAUUGUGGGCCGCCGUAUUUGUAAACUUCGGCUAGAAUUGUGUCGUCCUCCGGUGCCUUUUAACUGGACAGCUGUUGCACUGAUCUGAGUGUUCCCGGGUGGAAAGCGGACGGCCGAGGUCGUUACUGGAAUUGAGUUGAGGAAAUCUGAUGACGGUUCGGCCCAGCACUACAAGACCCCUGAUUUCUCCCUCAAUAUGGUUGUUCAAUCCUGGUCAAGUCAAGUGGAGGGAUCCACUUGGCUUAACGGCCGUAGGGUCCUCUGAUGGCAGUAGUGUAAUUCUUCAUCUCACUGCAAUCGGUAUAUCCCUGGGUCUCCUCGGCACUGAAUGUCAGCCAGUCGUUCUGCAUUCCACUCUGUCUACGUAUUAGACAUCGACAUCGAAAGUAUGCGGCCAUACUGACGUCGUUAUACUAUCAGCAUAGGUCGUGUGUAGCCCAUGUUUCUCGUAAAUCAAAUUAAAAAUUUCCUUGUCAUGUUCUCCAACCCCUCCCGGUGCUGGUGUUUUGUUCGGCCAAAGGCGUUCCUCGUAAUGACCUAAAUGGUAUCCCACAGUUUCCUGUAAUGGGUCUCCAUAUUGGUAUGCGCCUCCAGGAUUUACAUUUAUUCCAGGUUGGGGUUCAUACAUCUGUAAAAAUUCAAUUGGCGUCCAGUUACGUCAAGAAAUAGAGUAUCUAACUUACCUGAUUGUCCCCUGAGGGUCUGCAUUUGGAGCCUCAUCUUUGGCGUGACAAGGCAGUGAUCCGUCCGGAGGUCUGCACUUCACAUUGCCCUGACUACUAGCACGUCACGCUGAUCCGAAUGAGAAUGCUGUUCAGCACCAACGCCGUCUUCCCUCGGAUCGAAAAAUGGAGUCAUGGGAAGACUGUUCUAUGCGGGUCUGCAGGGGAAGGAGGUUGUUGCUGCUACAGCUGCCGAUCUCAUGGCCGACGUGAACUCCUCCCCAGUUAGCGUGGUUCUGUGGCAGCCGCGCCAGAAUCUACGACCAGACGACACUGGCUGACACGUUGGCCGGUGUAGCUUGUCACCUUUGGCAUUUCGCCCCUCGUGCUCGUGCACCCCAGUCCCAUGUAACAACUAGUCCCAUGACCAACACUCAAGAAACCACUUGCUCAUGCUUGUGAGUACAUUUCACACCACGCUUCAUUCCGCUUUUCACACGCUCCCGAACGGACGUUCUUUCCUGGCCCAUAAGCAGACCGUCAGUUCGCGGCAACCUACCCUGUGUGAAGAAUAAAUCAGCUGUCACUGCUCUCUGACUCCUGUUAUUACAAGGGACGGAUUUAUUGUGUGUGGUCUUAGUUGAUCUGGUAUGGUCUGACCCCCACAGUCUGUUCCAGCGUGGACAUCGAAAUCUCCAUGGACAACUGGCUUUCCCGCCUUCAGUACAGCUUCUAGGAGAACGUGUAUAUCCUCGUAUAAUUCGUUCUUCACGUAAACGAAAAUGGUCAUUGGAGAUGGAACGCAGGCCCUAGUGACAGUGGCACAUUUGAUUCCGCGAAGAGUCAGGCGCACUCAUGAAGGAGCCACGGCCGCUGGAACAAGAGCUUUAUUCGCCUGACGUCUCGGAUUCCCUCUCGGCAUCGAAGCAAUAUGCGACCUCAUCCAGAAUGCGGACGAUAGGUCAUCGGGUCUUACGGGACCGGUGGAAGUAGGGGUUAUAUGUGUGGGAUGGAUGAGAAAGAGAGCGGUAAAAAAGGAUGAAGUUCUGAAAAAAAUGUUCCAAUUACGUAAAUAGGUUCCAAUAAGUCCGUGCAUGACCCUAAAAGCGACCCGGAAAAUUGAAUACCGGUGAAAUUUAACACCAAAAACCAAUGGAAGCUAAAUAUAGCGCCUCCAUAAUAAAACGCCAAGUUCAGAGACAAGGGCAGCGAAAUAUCAAAUAGAAACCCAAGGACUAAUGACGUUGGCGAGCCCCAUAAGAGUAGAGUGGAAACUUUGACCCAGCGACACGACAUAUUGAAUCAGAACAACGGAACACAGGGAAGCCGCCAAGGUGGCCAACAAAAUUAAAGUAUACCAAAUCAGCGUGUAUACCAGCUGACAAAGAAGCUGAAAGCGAUAUUUAAACGAAAAUAUACAUUGGUCAGUGUGCCAAAAUCAAACAACAAUACUUUCAUAGGAAUCGGUAGGCAGUAAUAAGUCAUAUGCAAAGUUGGGUCGUAUAUUGAGUCCCUUCCUUUUUCUCUAACCCAUCAUCAGAGACGAAAGCAGAUACGGGUAUUUCAUGCACAAUGGGCAACGGUAUUUAUGGGGCGCAGCCACCAUGCCACCGCACACCUAUUAAAAUCCAUGGCUCCACCUUCAUCAGGGACUUUUACACUUGGUGUGAUGACUGUUUGAUGGCCGACAUUCUCGUCGUUAACCGACGUAAUUUAAUCACGGGUGUCGAGUGUUUAUAUGAUGAUUGCUCGACGAUCUGGCCCACCAACCCUGGCGUUUGGAACAGUGUUCGCCUGUGCGCACUGUCAUGAUACAAUCAUUAAUAUCAUGCGUUAGGUAGGUCAAUCGUUUAACGAGGCGACCUAGAUUGUGAAGACACUUCCGGCAUCUCAUAGCUCUGCCUUUGAAUACCUGUACUAGACAAGGAUGUAUCCGACACCCACUGUCGCUAUUUGUCCGCUUUCAUAACGUUGGACCCUGCUGAAUGCCCCAGUGUCCAUCUUUGACGAGUCAGUUCGCGGACGACCCGUGUUGUGUUCCUGUCGGGUCGGUUUGCCAACUGGCUGCUCAUAUUUGAACGGUUCCCCUAAAACCGGCUAUGCAGUUGAUACGCUGAACCAGCAUGUGGUCAAGUCGGGGCAUGGCAGUCGUUAUUGAGGAUGCGCACUCAUAAACAUGCUGUACAUGUGGGACGUAACGGUACACCUAUGUGCAGACUCGGACCGCGCGAGCCAUCUGCGCCCGAUUCCGCCUCCGGUCUUCUGGACUCUGUCAUGACAGGUGGUCCAGGUGUGAGGUUAGGAGAGAGUGCAGUAGAUGUAACUAAAGUCUACUAUCACUAUGCAUUAGUCCACGCGCAAGUCACUGUCCAUGAGUCCGCCCCGCUGUGGGGCAGACGGUGGAUAUCAUCGGAAUCGACGGUCGGAUUUUCGAUAUAAAUGAACGAACAGUUCAUCGAGUAUUAUCCCUCUUUCGACCUAUGGCAAGGUAAGGGGAUGGGGCUGAGGGUGGUUGUUGUUUUUUAUACCGCAUGAACAGCAUAUUUGGCGUCCAUGGGCCCAGGUCUGUUUGCCGACGGUGCUUUUUACCUACAUUUGAAGGUACCUCUUCUAGCUCACGGAUCCGCAAUGGAGUAAACAGUGCUGCUCAUCUCAAAAGGUCGUUGAAUCCAAUUAUUGGUCACAACUUUUUUUAGUGGGAAUAUAGUUCGAGUUAGCAUCGGCCGCCUACGGGGGUAACUUUGCCGAUAGAAGCGAACGGGCGAGUUCCAUGAAGCAGUUCAGAAGAAGAUGCGAUCACUGGAACAAGAAGUUAAUUGGUCUGACGUUCCGGAUCCUCACUCGAACGUAUCACCAGGAACGGUUGCCGAUAAAAGUAGUGGAAGGAAAACGACUGCAAAUUUUAUAGUACGUAGCUGUCGGGGGUCCACAGGAGUGUUAUAAUUAACAACUCUCGUGAUGACCGCUGGGGGUCGUAGUUAAAGCGAUGAUGGUCCGCCAGUUCACGUCCGAAUUGUUAACUGUCGCAAUUUCAUCAUCCGUGUUGUAUGUUGGCAUGGUGAUUAAUCGGCAAUUUGGCUCGCUGCCACCUGGAUAGUUUGGUAUCCGCGCCUUCCCUACGUAACUGAUUCCCCUGCUCAGGGAAUAUCUCACCGCCGAAUAUGGUUCAGGGAGGUCAUUGCGCUUGUUGAUGGACUGCGGGCCUGAGAACCAUGAUUCGAGUGGCUAGCGUCUCACGAGGUUGUCAGCUCUUGCUAGGAUCUCGGCGUCGUGAUACUUGAAAAUAUGGUCGGAUUCUGUGGAAUGAGUUGUUACCUGACAGCCAUAAUAAUAAUACCUAUUAGUAUUAUUAAAGACCCUUCGGGGUCCCAUCAAAGCAAGUAAAAAUAAAUUUACAUGCGAAUUUUAGACGAGGUAGGCAAAAUCUGUACAAAGUGCAAUGCAUAGUUUUUGAAUUAGAAGUCCGUUAAGAAAAAUGUAAAGCGAGGGGUAAAAAAUUCCAAAUGAAAAUAUAAAAAUGAUUGGAUUAAUUUUAUAGGAGAAAAAAACCCCUCGAAAAAAAUAUAAACAGAAGAAUGCGGGCAGGACUGGCCUGCAUGUGGCAGUAUAGAAUGGAUUAUAGUCGGACAUCGUCAGGGCCGAAAUAGAUUUCAGCUGUAUAUGGCAUUAUAUAACGGAUUUCAUGAAGGGGUAAGUAGGCGGGUCGGUCAGGACUGGCCUGUAUGCGGCCUUGAAUAAGGCAAAUAAAUGGCGAAAUUGAAAACCAGUCUGGAGGCGAUAGGAACUUAGAUGCGGUCGUUUACAUUCAUCCGAGUACAUCCGAGGAUGGGGCAAGGGAGAUGCGACCAGACUACUAGUAUAUGGCGAAUACAGAAGGUUUCGCCAAGAGCGUCGAUGGGGCGCAUUCUGUGAGGGCACGAUGCAUGAACUGAAAAAUUGGAAAGAUUAACAUUUAUGGUGAGGAAUCUUGGGAAGCGAGACUACCCUGCCAGCACAUUGCCCCUUCAUAGGCGGGGCUGGAAGGGGCUGGGUGGGGCCAGAGCCCCGCCUGCCAGCACAUGGCUCCUUCAUAGGCGGGGCUGGAGGGGGCUGGGCGGGGCUAGAGCCCCCUCUGGAUUGAAGCCUUUUGAAGCGUAUUUGCAUCGAAAGAUAUGUUCCAAAAGCACCACAUAUUGUACCUUCUUUGGAAUUUAAACGAGCUAAUGUAUCAAAAUUGGCUUAUAAACCAUGGAGAAAGCAUCCGUUUACGCCCACUGAAUGUAGCUGCGGAUGAGCACAAUAUAUUGAGGUUUUGUUUAAGUCCCUCAUUGCUUAAACUCUUAUUUGUCCACCGGUUUACAAUCUGUGUGUGUUAUUAAUUCGUAUAUUUGACAAUCGGGACGAUAUUUUAAAGUGGUGCCAAAAGUGGGCUGGGAUGUGGCGUCCCCUGCGCAUUUUUUUUCGCUGGCGGGGCUAGGCGGGGCUAUCGCGUUGCAUGCCCCGCCACAGCCCCCUCCACAGCCCCGCCUAGCCCCCUCAUAGCCCCCUCUAGCCCCGCCAUUAUUGCGGGGGCCAGGCGGGGCUAGGCGGGGCUGGUGCUGGCAGGGUACUCAUAAAGGAAGGAAAUGUGAACAGAUACGGAAAUUUAAUGGCGGCAUACCAAAUUCCCGAUGGCCCUUUCUCAGUGUCAUAUAAAAAGUUGUCUGGGAAGGAUGAGGAAAAUAAAACUUAAAUCUAGUCAGUAUUCAGAUAAAUGCGUAGCCUUCUCUUAAAGGUGCGUAGAUUUUCUGAAGAUCUUAUAUUUAUUGGAAGGUUAUUCCAAAGGAAAGUAUAUCUGGAAGCGAAAAAAAGGGAGCGCUUAGAGGUGGAGGACGCUGGAGGAGGUAUGGUGAAGGACGAGUUGCGAAGAUUGUAUGGGCGACUACUAGGGGUGAGUGCUGAAUCCGAGGAAAAUUUGAACUAUGAUUAAUGCGAAAGAGGAGACAGAAGCCCGAUUAUAGUCUUCGAACCCAUAAAAGUUUUAGAUUAAUUAGCUGGCAUCUAUCUGAGUAGGAGAUAUUGCGAUGUUCCUUGUCUAAAAGUUUUUUAGAAAAGCGUCUUUGGACAUUUUCAAUUUUUAAACGACUGGCUUCAUUCAUCAAACCAAAGAAUGGGCAAAAAUACUCGAGAAUGGGAAAUACAAACAUAGGGUAGAGCAUUAAUUUAAUUUCGGGAAGAUCGAAAUUGUAGGAAAUAAAGCCACAAUUCUGGGCAGCUUUGGCUGUAAUUCUGUCAGCGUUUGGCGAGAGAUCAAGAUUACUAGUGUAGCUUAAUCCUAAAUCCUUGAUGGUGGUACAUCAAGUCAUAGGUGUGCCUUGAAAGACCACUGCUUGGGGUAGCCUAUCAGGUCCAAAACACAUAUCGUGACAUUUAGACGGAUGUCUUUUCUCUUCACCGCUGCUGCGUAUCCAGUUAUGCGCGUCCGGAGUAAUUUCCCAGUUUCUCCGACUUAUUUCCUCUGUCCGCAACUGCACCAGAUACGGUAAACGACUCCACACGUUUCUUGCCUUGACAGCAGGUCUUUCGGCCUCAUGACUUCGCGCCUGAUGGUUGCUUCCGGUCUGUGUGCAACCCCAACUCCAAGUAGAGUGAUAAGGCGACUGACGGCUUCCGAGACGUCCCUAACGUACGGAAGCGCCCGCUAAAAUUUAGGGCCGGUCGGAUUUAGUUUCUCGAUUCGUCUGAGUACACAGUGGUUGACAAAGUUGCGCGGGUAGCCAUUGAUUCUCAGUAAUCGUCGAAGAUAUUACAACUCAGCAAGCUUGUCUCCUGUUUCACUGCAGUGCGUCUCAACGCGCCGGUAUAGCAGCCUUACGCAACUGCCCUUGAGACUGGGUGGUUACUGUUGAAAUUCAGUACAUGCGUCGUAUUUGUUGCUCUCCUGAACACUUUGGUAUUUAAACCAUCAUAAUCUUUGCUGCAGACAAAGACAUACAGAAAGGCCAGCUGGUUGUUCUCUUCCUCCUCUAUCGUAAAUUGAACGUCCGGGAAGACAGCGUUGAGAAGUUCUUUGAAUGUCAACACCUGAUACCGCUCGAUGACGACGAAUGCAUCAUCCAAGUACUAAGCCCGAAAUUUUGGUCUGUGGUAUCGAAAAAUUAGUGGCUCCAACCGUUGUAUGACUUCCUCGGCUAUGAGUCCUGAGAUCGGCGAACUCAUUGGCGUUCCCUUCACCUGCUCGUAUAUUGUUCCGUUAAACGUAAAGUAGGUCUUAAAAAAGAACUUCAGGAGUUGGACGAUUCGCAAGUGUCCAAAGCGAUUCUCCGUUCCAUCGUAUUUUUCUCAUAGGAGUAGUCCGAUGAUCUCGACUGCCAGGUCUUGCGGAAUAGAAUUAAAAAGGGAUGUGUCAUCAAAGGAUACCAUGACGUGGCUUGACAGGAUACUUGUCCCUUUAAGUUUCUCCAGGAAUUGUUUUGAUGAGCUGACUUUGGUAAUCGAAUCGGAAGUCAGAAACUUGGGACGUCGAAACAGUUACUUUGCCGGUCCGUAGGUUUGUGUACCUUUUAGCGAUACAAGUUGCCGGAGAGGAGGGCUCUCAUUGUGCACUUUUGGGAGACCGUAGAAUCUGGCCAGGGCUGUUUCUUGUGCUCUCGCCACGCGUCGGUCGAUCGGGCUAACUUUAUUUUGUGGCAGGCGUGUGGGAAUAAGUGCAGAUAAUAUCGAUGGGAAGAUACCCACCAGACAUCCUUGUCCGAUUUAGACCACCGCUCAAGGGCGGUUACCAAGGUGUGACCUCCGCCUGAUCAUGGCUUUGUAAAACCGCGAAUGAAAGCUGGGAUCUGAGACCGGGCGAUGAAGAAAUAUUCGCCAUGUUCACCGAUGCGUUUGGUGGAACCAUUCGUUUAUUGCUUAUAAGAGCUUGCUGUGACCGUGGGCAUGGUUUCACUAACAGGCCCGAACGGCGUCGCCUUUACUUUACCCUCAUGAGUGCUAAUUUUCGAUAGAGUAGCUGCGGUGACGUAUUUUCGUCACUGUGAAUUCAUGUAAGGUCCGUACAUCCAAAUCAGUGAUCGUGGAAUGACCUUACCUCUUUAACGUGAGUACCUGUCCAACUUUGCCCAGUGCACCCCCCACUGAUCUAGGAAAGUGGGUUUUUCAUGUAAAACGACUGACAAUAGAACGAUUCCUAAACAACAAGAUAAGAAAUCAGAUUCCAGACAGUCCUGGACAACUGUUUUCCUACUAACCAUUUGCAUAAGACACGCUCCUGGGGACUUGACGUAUCCAAAUGAUGUAACCGGUUGGUCCGAGGUUCAGGAGAUCUCUUUCAAUCAAUCAACCGACGCAGCAGUGCUGACUGAGUUUGUUUAUUGCAUGAUACGAGGCCUGCGGAUCAGAUUGACGGAGGUGCAGACUUAUCUGUGAGGAAAAACGAGUCAGGAACGAACGACUCUUUAGGAACAGGCUACAACAGGUUUACAUCGGAAGUACUAGUACCAAUGCGGGGAAGGACUACCCAUAAAGACAAGGGGGACUGAGAUGUCAUUUCCGGGUCAUUCGCCGACCUCAAGUAGACGGACCCAACCCCGUGUCUGGAUUAUUUGGGAUUCGAGCACAGGUUCUUUUGGGGGUUGAAUUUUAGAGAGUCCAACUCUCUAGCAUUCAACCAUGGGCCCCUUGUCUUGUCGCUUAAUCCAGCAUAAUUCAGUAUAUAUGAGGGAUAGAGGCAGAGACUUGGAAAACCCUAUUUACAAUGGAAUUUUGAAAAAAAACAUGCAGAUAUUUACAUAUCAGUUAUACCAGUCAUUGCCUCAAUCCAGUCUGGGGACCUGUGGCAGUUCGCGAUUUCUUGUCCUCCGCCUUUUCCACGCUGCCUUCCAGUCUGUCUCACACUCCUUGUCGAUAGGCCUCUGGGACUCGCGAGGACGGUCCCCUGAUUGUCUGGCGGACGCUGAGACAACGAAAGACGCACACACGCGCUGGGUCUUUGCACCUCGAAGGAGGACACAGACAAGACAACCUUCUUUGAGAGCGCGCCCGCGGCGACUGCUUACAGAGCCUUUGUGUAUUCACUUCCAGCAGUAAAGGUUGUCUAAACCCAGUCCGUCUUCCCUGACUUUUGAUUUCCGAAUCUUCCUCCUGUCGACCACACCAGCUUCGACUGACCCAGUUCGAUAACCACGAACAAAGACAGGUGUUCUGACGGGAAGUUUCUUGCGAGAGACAGUAGAAGUUGUCCGCGUGGACUGUACGCCGACAGGAAUGAGUGCUUAAACCGUUGCACGCAGUUUUCGGCCCAUCAAAGCUUCAGCAGAAGAAACGUCACUAGGGGCCACCGGGUUCGGAAUUGUCUUGACCUUGGCCUGAUCCACAAGCACAGCGGAGAUCUGCACCUGACUUCAAACAACGCGGAGCGGCAUAUCGGCCAAACCAAGUUGUUCAAACCAGUCGAAACUAAAUAGGUUGAAAUUAAGCCUGGUGACGUAGCAAUUCGCAUUGGUGCUGGUACCGCGGAAUAAUACAUAACGUUGCAGUUGCCCCAUUAACUUGACGAGAGCAUCGCACGUGUUUGUGGCGGACUGGGGAGUCUGCUGCGUCGAGGGGUUGCCUAUGGACUACCAGAGUCUCCUAGAGGUGAUGAUGAUGUCUGUGGCUGUGCUCAACUGUAAGCUGACUCCGUGGCUAUUGAGCAGAACGUCAACAAACUUUCAACGACCAGCUGCAUUUUGCUUGGAAGCGGUCAAGAGACCGAGAGAAUUUCCAGUGGACUGGGGUUUGGACUUGUGUUUUGACCGAAAAUGGGUCUAGAAUUAGGAGUGGUGGGGCAGGUAUGCUUUCAGAUGCUGGUGUUGAUUUGCAGAAUCGAUCAGGGCGUCCCACCUGAUUGCAGAUUUUGCAGCGAUGCUGGCGAAAAGUUCGAUCCCGGUGGAAAUGCCACGCGCCGCAGUGCCGACAAUGAGAUGGCGGUGAUCUCGCCUUGGACACUUGCUUGGGCCGCAUAACAGGAUUCGAUUUGGCCACUGAGACCCAGUGGGCUGAGCAGAAGGUGGCAGGGUUCUGUAUCAUGGCGGAGUCGCGCUUGAGGUUAAUCAGCGUUUGGCAUUACGCUGCCAGUUCUUGGAGGGUGAUUGAGUCGUCUUAUUGUACUUUGGACAGGAGACGUGUCCGGAUGUCUGUAUCCUCAGAGGACUGGAGGCGGCGGAUAAAUAUAAGGCAUUUAAACUGGUCUUCAAUGAGAGAACUGAGUUAAAAACGUCCACACUCACGACUGACAAUGACCGCAUACGUGACGAAAUCAUGAGAAUCUCGUUUGUAGAGUUGCAGGCAUUGCAAGAAAGUAAAUAUAAUCCCCUUACAUAAAGUCGGCGAGAGAACAGCCCCAAAUAGGUUCAGACCAGUGAGUCUCACAAGCGUCUGUUACAGAGUGAUGGAAAAGGUACUAAAAACGAGCUGAUGCGGCAUAUUGAAGAAAACAACUUGCUCAGUUUGCAUCAGCAUGAAUUUCGAAGGGGUCGAUCCUAUUUUACUAACCUGCUAGUAUCUAUGAAGAACUAGACGAAAUCAAUCGAAAGGGGUUUAUCGGUCGACGCCGUGUACUUUGAUUUCAGAAAGCUCUUUGUUAAUGCUCCACACAGACUACUUAUCUUUAAACUACGUCAAAUGGACGUGCAUGGAAAUCUGCUGAAAUGGUAAGCCGAUUUUCUUACGGGCAGAUCUCAACGUGUGUGUCUCGACACGCUGAGUCGAAAUGGCAACCGUCAACUGUGGCCUUAAGCAGGGGAGCAUUCUGAGUCCGUUUCUGUUCUUAAUAUAUGUGAACGACUGCCUGGAUUGCCUGAACUACGAGCGCAUAAUGUUUGCCGAUGAUCUCAAAUUGUAAAAAUCAAUAAAGGAGCCGGAAGACUCUCUACAGUUACAAAAUAAUUUGAAUAUUCUGCAACAAUGGUGUGAUGAGUGGUGUCUUAACCUCAAACUUAGCGAAUGCCAACUUAUCCUAUUGCGAUCUACCAACAGGAGGCCGUUAAGAUUUGAAUCUCACUACUUUAUAGGGGGUCGCCAACUCAAGUCAAUCAAUGAGUUAAGAGACCUCGGCGUGUGGAUGACGUCAACUCUCAAACCAUCGUCUCACUAACACAAGGUAUCAAAGAAGACUAUGGGUAUCCAAGGCGCAAUCGGGAGAUUCUUCCUCAAUUUUGACGAAGAAUUUUUUGGCCGAGUAUUUGAACAUUUUUUCGAUCAAUGUUGGAAUAUUGUGUUCAGGCAUGGUGUCCCUGGACAUAACAAGAUUACAUCCCGUUGGAGAACGUGCAACGAAGAGCAACCAAGUUGGUCGACGGAUUAAAUUGCUAACUUUGUGAUAGACGCUUGGAAAAGCUGAAAAUAUUUCCUCUCUCUUAGAGACAAUAGAGAGGGGAUAUUGUCGUGGCCUUCAUUAUCGUCUGAGGGCCAGACUGUGCUCUUCAAUUUGACGAUUUCUUCCAACUGGUGCGGAUGACCAAUCUUCGAGGUCACUAAUACAAAUUGAAGAUAAAAUAUGCCAAACUUGAAUUGCGGGCCAAAUUCUUCUCCCACCAGCUGGAUGAAGGAUGGAACAAAUUGCCAACUCCAUUGUUCUGACGGGAAACGUUAACAGCUUCAAAAAAAACUAGAUAAAUUUAUGUAUGAUGGUCAAACAUUUACUGGAUAUCGAUGACUGGCAUAACUGUUAUGUGAAUAUCUGCAUGUUUUUUUCAUACGUCUAUCUGUAAAUAAGGUUUUCCAAGGCUCUGCCUAUGUCCCACAUACAUACUUAAUUAUGCUGAAAUCGAGUGUUGAACAGGGAUGACUGCUCACCAUAAGUCUGUGACAACGUCUGCACCGUGCCCGUGAAGAUGAAUGGACUGAGUGAAAUGCAAAUUUAUAACAAGGGAUUGCUGAAAACUAAAUUACGUGCAGGGGUGCAGUCUAUUUCAGUUUAUUAAGGGAUAGAUAUGUGCUGAAGUACUUGGCUACUUGACCUUUGACAAUCUUGUCACGUUGGUUUUACUGUAUCAUUUGUUUUAACGUGACGAAUACGCCGCCGCUUGCAUGCUCUCUGAUCAAGCCGUUGCACAUUUUGAAUAUUAACUUUAUUCACUUACUGACCUUCCUUACCUCUCUCCGUUUAUGAGGUUAGUAAGCCGUAGUUCGUUAGUUCGCGGGAACGACAUAACUUACGUCAUUGGUGACUUCCGACGUUAGCGCAGACUUAAGUUCUUUCCUUCUGGAACAUUUAAUGACAUUUAAAGUCCUGUAUCUAUUCGCUAAAUUUUAGUUCAUUUACAUUUCCCGCUAACCUUUUCACGAUAUUGUACUUCCUAUAUUUUGCUUAUUAUGUCUUCCUGAACUCAACAACCUGACGUUCCUGUCGAGUCUGUUCAUGCCGUCCAUUUCACUUUGCCUGAUUUCUGGCAACACGCCCCUGAACUUUAUUUUAUCCGCAUUGAGUCAGCCUUUUACUCCGCCAACAUUACGAAGGAGUUGUCGAAAUACCACAAACUUGUGGAGGUUCUCCCUGCCAAUAUUAUCUCACGAGUUCAACCCUUGUUAGUGAACCCCCUGCAGACGCUCCCUAUUCUGCUCUGAAGGCGGAAAUCCUUCGUCUCAAUGCUGUAUCUGACCGACAACGCUACCACCAGUUGAUCAAGGAGGAAUCACUGGGCGACCGGAAGCCCUCAGAACUUCUCCGACGAAUGCGUACUCUCUUAGGAGACAUGCAGGUCGACGAGAAUCUCGUUAAAGAGAUGUUUCUAGAGCGGCUGCCUGCAGAUGUCCAAAUGAUUUUGGCAUCCGGCUCGCAAGACCUUACACUUUCACAUCUUGCUGAAAUGGCAGACCGAAUGAUAGAGGUUCAACGGUUCCAGCCACCUUCCGUUGCUCAGAUUUCCACAUCCUCUUCAACGGUUAACGAGCAGUUACUGCAACAGAUGUCGGAUAUGGCGAAUGAGAUAGCCUCCCUAAAACUACAGCUUGCUCGCAUUACCUGUAGUCGCUCACCCAGCGGUCAUCGUUCACGUUCGCGACCUCGCACAGCCAAUUUGUGUUGGUAUCACGCAAACGUUGCCGCCAAGGCUCGCAAAUGUUCUUCCCCUUGUUCAUUUAGACCGAAACAGGGAAACCAGCCAGCCAGAGAAUAGACGCGACCGUUUUCUCUGGCUCUCCCAGCUCUGGUCGCACCUUUUAUGUCUGCGACAAUGUGACUCGCAGGCGUUUCCUGGUGGACACCGGAGCCCAGAUCAGCGUGAUUCCCCCCACUCCAGUUGACCGCCGCUGUCCCAGCCCUGGUCUACAACUCCAAGCUGCAAACUGUUCCCCCAUUUCCAAUUUUGGUAGUCGUUCCCUAACGCAAAACAUCGGUUUACGUCGAUCAUUCUCCUGGAUAUUUGUGAUUGCCGAUGUGCCUCAUGCGAUCCUUGGUUCCGACUUCCUAGCCGAGUUUGAUCUCCUUGUUGACUGUCGACGUUCCUGUCUCCUCGACCGCACAACUGGUCUUUCUGUCCGCGGUCUUACACCCUUUAAUGACUCCUGCAAUUUAUCUGUUCUGGACACAGGUAUUGCUUGCCCAUACCGAGACCUGCUCCUCCAACACCCCAACAUAAUCAAACCCCAGUUUCGCAGUGGUGAGAUCCAGCAUGACGUUGUCCACCACAUUCGCACUUCUGGCCCCCCAGUAUUCGCACGGCCUAGACGACUGGCUCCGUCCCGUCUGCAAGCGGCGAAGGCCGAAUUUGAGCACAUCCUUCAACUGGGCAUAAUUCGCCCGUCCGAGAGUCCAUGGGCGUCCCUUCUGCAUAUGGUGCCCAAGGCGACAUCAGACGACUGGCGGCCCUGUGGUGACUAUCGCGCCCUCAACAAUGCGACCAUCCCGGAUCGUUAUCCCGUCCAUCAUCUUCAAGAUUUUGUUGGAGCUCUUUUCGGCAAAUCGGUUUUCUCGAAGAUUGACCUUGUUCGGGCCUUCCAUCAGAUUCCUGUCGCUCCUGAGGAUGUUCCCAAAACUGCCGUCACCACACCAUUCGGCCUGUGCGAAUUUAUUCGCAUGCCAUUUGGUCUUUGCAAUGCUGCCCAAACAUUUCAUAGGUUCAUUGACCGAGUCCUACGUGGUCUCCCGUUUGUGUACGCCUACAUCGAUGACCUUUUGGUGGCCAGUCGAAAUGCCGAGGAACACAAAAAGCAUCUUGCCUUAGUGUUUGACCGCCUCGAUCAGUUUGGCGUGGUCAUUAACCCUUCUAAGUGUGUUCUGGGUGUGCCCUUCCUUGAUUUUCUUGGUCACCAUGUCGAUGCACAAGGUUUGCGUCUCCUCUCUUCAAAGGUUUAGGCCAUUCGUGACUUUCCUCCAUCAACCUCCAAGCGUCAGUUGCAACGUUUCCUUGGCAUGGUAAACUUUUAUCGCCGGUUCCUACCGAACUGUGCCGACCUUAUGCUGCCACUCACCAACUUGCUCUCUGGUCCCAAGGGUCCCCUUGAGUUACGUGGCCACGCGCUGACUGCCUUUGAGAGAAUAAAGACCUCCCUUGCUGAUGCUACCUUGCUCACUCAUCCUGCUCCAGAAGCCCCAUUGUCCCUGCUGGUUGAUGCUUCGACCGUUGCCGUAGGAGCAGUCCUCCAACAGCACAUCAACGACUCGACACGAUCGUUGACAUUCUUCUCCAAGAAGCUUUCACCUGCCGAGACGAGAUAUAGCAAGUUUGGCCGUGAACUUCUUGCCAUUUACCUAGCCGUAAAACAUUUCCGACACUUCCUUGAGGGUCGUGACUUCACAAUUUUCACAGACCACAAACCACUUACAUUUGCCAUCCGAUCCCAUUCUGACUAA